Podarcis lilfordi (Lilford's wall lizard) is the source of this 279-nucleotide messenger RNA. Lineage: Eukaryota; Metazoa; Chordata; Lepidosauria; Squamata; Lacertidae. The record is from the annotation of a GenBank genome assembly.
AUGGCCGCCGACUCAGGGAGAUACUCGAUGGCACGCCCCCUCGCCCGCCGCCGCUCAUUGGCUGGAAGCAUUAGAAUUUGCUACACGGCGGCGUUCGAAGCUCUUCUCCCGUUCCCUCCUCCGCCUCCGCCCACGCCGACCUCCCCGCGCUUGUGCAACUGGCUGGGCUCGGGGCCAGUUGGGGGCCUGCGGAGCCACACGCGUGGCCGGGCGGCCGUGGGAAAGUUGCUCUGUGCCCGGCUGGCGGCCAAGCGGGGCCGGCGGCGGCGGCGGCACUGA